AUGUCUGUCUUUUUUCAGAACGGUUCGAAUGCGCUUAUGAUCGCCACUAAAAGAGAUAGCCCAAAAUUCGUAGAGUGUCUAUUGAAACACAAAGCAGAGGUCAACAAGCAGGAGGAGAACGGUUGGACGGCGCUUAUGAUCGCCUCUGUUAUAGGUAACCCAAAAGUCGUAGAGAGUCUAUUGGAAUAUCACGCAGAGGUCGACAAGCAGUCAAAGGAGGGCCAGACGGCGCUCAUGAUUGCCGCCGAUGAAGGUCAUAUUGAGGUCGUAGAUGAUUUAUUGGCAGCUGGAGCAUAUGUUAACAAAGAGAAGAAGAACGGUUGGACGGCGCUUAUGAUCGCCUCUAGUAAAAGUGACCCAGAAGUCGUAAAGAGUCUAUUGAAUGAUAAAGCAGAGGUCGACAAGCAGUCAAAGGAGGGCCAGACGGCGCUCAUGAUUGCCUCCAAUGAAGGUCACAUUGAGGUCGUAGAUGCUUUAUUGGCAGUUGGAGCAUAUGUUAACAAACAGAAGAAGGAUGGCUCGACGGCACUCAUGAACGCUACCAAAUGUGGUCACCUUGAUGUCGUAGAUUGCCUUCUGAAACAUGGAGCAGAUGUUAACAAAAAGAAUAAGGAUGGCUCGACGGCACUCAUGAACGCUACCAAAUGUGGUCACCUUGAUGUCGUAGAUUGCCUUCUGAAACAUGGAGCAGAUGUUAACAAAAAGAAUAAGUGGUAG
This is a messenger RNA of Lineus longissimus, 717 nucleotides long. Its product is annotated as ankyrin repeat domain-containing protein 29-like. The transcript is spliced from 8 exons. Lineage: Eukaryota; Metazoa; Nemertea; Pilidiophora; Heteronemertea; Lineidae. The record is from RefSeq and is a predicted model, not a curated record. The coding region runs from base 1 to 717 and encodes 238 amino acids. Gene Ontology annotation, molecular function: protein binding.